AUGGUUAAAAUUAAUGGAUGUGGCCUCACAUCAAUCCUUAAAUAUGUCCUUUCAGAAUGUGAUUACAAGACACUUUCACUUGUUUCAAAACGGUUUUUGUUGGGAAUAAUGGCAAUGUCGGAAAACCCUAUUUCGAUCAAUUCCACACAAUUGUUUAAUAAUUUAACCGCAUUUCAUUUAUACAAACGGAACGACAAACCAAUUGGAGACGUGCAAAAAAUCGUUGUAGAAUACCCCAUUUCUUAUUCAGAAAGUUUACAAACAAAGCACCAGUACAGACAAAUACUAUUAAAAUCACAAGACCUCAAAAAAUUGACUGUUGAACAACUUUUUACAACACCAAACGUAACACACAUUGCUCCUUAUUGCUUUUCCCAUAUCACAACAAUCCAAACACUUAUUGUUUCUUCUUCGGUUAAAUACAUCGAAAGUUUUGCAUUUGACAAACUUUCCUCGCUCAAGUCAAUUGAGUUAAAUUACACACUUUGUGGUGUUGGCAAACAUGCGUUUAGAGGAACUACCCCCAGUCUAGUGUUUCAUGGAGAUUUGUGUGUUGCAAACCUACCACUGUUUCUUUCAAAGCAAUUGUCUUGUUUACUUAGAAACCCAGAAUUUACAAAAGAUGAUCUGGCCUAUUCAAUUAAAACCACUCAAAUAAACGACUGUUUUGUUAUACCAAGUGAGUGUAGUUCAAUUGGUGUGGACUGCUUUUAUGGUUCAAAAUACUCGGAAAUUGUAUUGCCGUCCUCCAUUUCGUGCUUAUCUAUCAACGCAUUCAGAGACUGUGUGAAUAUCAAGAAAUUCAAAAUGCCAAAUUCAAUUUUUACACUUGGGUUUGACUGCUUUUUUGGGUGUUCUAAUUUGAUGGAAAUCAAACUCCCCAAAACAAUUUUUAGUCUUCCAACUGAUUGCUUCAGAAAUUGUUUUUCUCUUUCGAGCGUCAAAUUACCAGAAAGCGUCACUUGUCUGGGAAGAAGUUGUUUUGAGAAGUGUUAUUCUCUGUUUUCAAUUGUGUUACCAGAGACUGUGGAGUUGUUAUGUCAAAGUUGCUUUGAGUUGUGUACUUCCUUAAACAAUGUGGUUUUGCCCAAUAACAUCAAAGAAGUUGCCAAUGGUUGUUUUUAUGCGUGUUCUUCUUUGGUCGAUAUUAAAAUCCCUCAAGAGUUGUCUAAAUUUGGUCAUUUUUGUUUUGGAAAAUGUCCAUUGCGACAAAAACCGAAAUUAGCAAAAGAAAAGUGUUUUUCAAUGCGAUAA
Entamoeba invadens IP1 is the source of this 1254-nucleotide messenger RNA. RefSeq lists its product as hypothetical. Lineage: Eukaryota; Evosea; Mastigamoebida; Endamoebidae. The transcript has a single exon. The coding region runs from base 1 to 1254 and encodes 417 amino acids. The record is from RefSeq and is a predicted model, not a curated record.